This is a messenger RNA of Dermacentor andersoni, 4101 nucleotides long. RefSeq lists its product as uncharacterized. NCBI's taxonomy places the organism in Eukaryota, Metazoa, Arthropoda, Arachnida, Ixodida, Ixodidae. The record is from RefSeq and is a predicted model, not a curated record.
UGUGACGACUGAAAGACAGCGUUCAGUGGGCAGCACAGCAUUUCGCCAAACAAGUGACCGGUUCAGCAUGUCUGAAUCCUCGCAAGCUCUCUUCAGCAAACGUGCACCCGACAGGAACAGCAUCGACUGGGACUCGCUGAACAUCCCAUGCACUAAGAAGGAUGGUGCCAGCUGCAGCCUAAUGAAACACCGUCAUGACUUGAAUAAGGUCCUUCUACGUGCUCGCCUUGAGCUUCGGGAAGAUGGGCGAGGAAAGAGCAGAGGAGACGUCCUAAUCGAGUGUGACGAGGCACGCGAUUGCAGGUACGCUGCAUGCGGCUCAGAGCAAGUCUCGCGCGAAGCGAGGGCACUGGAUCUCGCCGAGCGUCUACUCGCCCAGCAUCGCUGCAUCACAGCGAUAAAAUUCAGGCCCCUUUGGAUGCGUCGCGCCUCGAUGCUUUCAGCAAUAAAUCGCAAUCGCUUUUUGACAAGCAUUACCAUCUGCACAACAAUUCUAUCAUCACCUCAAGACGACGAUAUCUUUCUCGAAAUGCUCAAUCCUAUCCCACAGCGUGGAAAUGGGGCCCUCAAGGUCAACGAGUUUGACGAGGAAGGGGGAGUCGACGUGGCCAUGCCUGGAAGGUCACUCGGCUUAGGCAUGGAUCAUCUCACAACACUCGACAUGUCAGAUGUUCAUAUGAACGAUACCCAUGCGUGUUGGCUGAUCCGGGAUCUCAUUGAAAACAAGAGCAUCACUGAACUCGGUGUCUCACACUGCGUGUUCCGCUAUCGCGACGAAGCCUCCAACGCGCUGUUCGCCAGAUACCUCGCCAAAGAAGACUGCGCGCUGCGAAAACUCACUCUCAAAUCGACGAUCAUUUACCGCAGAGGGUGGGACCUGUGCCUUCGCGAAAUCGUCGAUGCACUCUGCAAGAUGAGCACUUUGGAGGAACUGAACGCAAACAUCGUCUUUGUGCCCGUAAGCUUCAUGACUAGGGUCACCCUCUUCGCCGAAGUCAUCACACGGAGUGCCACACUACGGCGGCUGACACUACCUUCAACGUAUUGCGAAUGUCUUGCGCAUAAAUGGGGUAUACCUAUCCAGCUUCCGGAUCCCCAAGCCGCGAAGUGCAUGGAGUCCUUGUGCCAAGCCCUACGGAAACCAAACUCGACACUCAGCCGGCUCUGCAUCGACAUGCGCUCUUUCGGAGAAGCAGAGUGGAACGCCUUCUUCAGUGCAGUUGCGGACAACAAGGCACUGGAGGCGGUGGUCGUCGACACCUUGCCCUGCAUCGACGGACUCGACAGCGUCUCCAAAACUAUUCGGGAACGGGGACUCGAUGACCGCGUUGUCAUCAAGGGACAAUGGGCGCACGACAACACAAGGCAGCUGCAGCAAUGCCCACAAAUCUGCAAUGCAACCAUCGAUAAGGUGAUCCAUACAGCCGACAUCGCGCAAUUGAUUAUCCCAUCUUUGCGCGUUGUCAGUGGUUGCGAUCACAUAACUUCGCUGCGGGUUGAUUGCCUUAGCUACGAACGCAAUGAAUACUCCACUUUGGCAGCAUAUAUAAGGGGCUCUACCGCGCUCACUGAGGUAGACAUAGAGCUGAUUCCCAUGGGUGACCUUAGGACAAGCCCGGAGCUUCGGGAAGCGGAAGGAGAACUGGUGUCAGCUCUCGCUUCUAACACCAAGCUAGUGAGAGUCAACCUCAAGGGUUUGCAGCUGUCCUACGACGACUUGAACGUGCUCGCGCGAGGCGCUAGCAGGAGCCUCAGCCUGACCGAAUUCACCGUGAGUCCUGAUUGCAUCGUUUACGAGUGGUUUCAAGUCCUGGGGCGCAACUGUUCUGUACACGUGUCCGAAGCGUCCCUCGAAGCAGCCGACGACAAGGAAGGUGCACUGGCGGACAUCAUGGAAGUGGCCAGGAAGAAUUCAUCCGCCAUCUGGGACGCUGCAGACUUCGUGCUGGGCGAACAAGAUGGCGUCGAGGGUGCGCGCGCCAUCGAGCUGAUGCGCGACCACCCGCGUCUCCUCGAAAGGGUGAUGGAAGGUGCUGACGUCACUAAGGCCGAAGCCAACAAGAAGAUCCGCAGCGCCCUGGUUCGCGUCCGCAGCAGUAGCAUUGACGAAUUUAUGACAAUGACUGGCGUCGUCAAGGAGGCAGUGCAGUGCCUCAGUCAUCCCGGUGCCAGGAGGCUUCAGCUCGCCGACAUUGGCCACGACUGCUGGCUCCACAUUCGAAGCUUCCUGAAGAUAGCGGACGUCCUGUCACUUUGAGCCAGUCUAGUGUUCGGCUGCCGAGCUUGGCAGACUGAGGGGAGAGGAAACCAAGCUGGCUCCUCCUGCUGUCGUCGAAGUGCGGCUGUAAAGAGAGGCUGUUACGUUUCAACAAAUAGGGCUCGGUUGUGCGCCUCUUGAUUUUUCCCACUCGUUACAUCGCCGACCCAGGAAGCUGUUAGGAAGCCACUGAACACCGUUUGCCAUCGCCGAUGUGGAAGUGUUCCAGCGUCUAUUCAAUCUGUUUUGAGGUGGAGGUGUUUUAGCAGUGGAGGUCGUGUCGUUUUCCUCGCAUUACUUCACGCGACAUGAAUGGCGAUUGGAGUUGACUUGACAAGUGCUAAUUUUGGAACCAUAGCAGCGGGCCCGUCUUUCUCCAUUGACCCUGAUUUCAGUCCUCAAACAAGGCUUAGACACAUCUCUCUCUCACCCGAUACUAUGUGCAGCUGUUGUUUUAAUUUGCAUUGUGCACAUCGGAGUGCGUGAUUUGAGGCACUUAUUAGGCCCUAGUGUUCUGUAACGUAAUGUCCAUGGUUUUGUUGCAGUAAAUAGUAACACACAAUAAAGCGAACGGGCGUCUUCCAGCGUGUCUAAGACCAUGUGUUUGAGUGCCGAGACCAUUCAUGUAGUUUUGCAUCACUCUCUCCGUAAAGUGUCAACUAUCAGUGUUGUACUGUGCAUUGUAAUCGUCAUGCCUGACGAAAGAAAGAAAUGAUCCAUGCGUGUUUCUGCAGUGGAGCCUGAGCUAGCAUUUAGAGCUGGAAUCAGUUCGCUACAAACAUUGAAUGUAAGAGACUAGAGACGAGAACUCGAACGUAGUUGAAGUUGAACAUGACGGAGUUUGUUUGAUUUCCCUCAGGGGAUUCCCAUUCCUUUUUAAAAGCAUUGUACUUUAGUUAGUUUGUUUUCACACGGGGGGUAAGUCAAGUAUACAGUACCACGCACUCGACAUAAACUGUCACCAAUAGUUAUAUUAUCGCAAUUAUUGCCUCGGUAUGCCUACAUCGACAACUAGAAGGCAUUUCGUUCUUGAAUUAGAUAUAUCUCGGGAUGUGUAGUUCUAAACUCUAACCGCGCGUUGAUACUACUGUGGUGGAACUCAACGCACACAAUUAGCUUCCGAGACCGGAAAGAGUAGUGAUGUUAUGUAUAGCCAUGUAUCUAGAUUGCCUAACUCUAUUACGGUGACAUCUUCCCAAAGUAUACGUUGACGGCCUGUAAAUGUGGGCCCGAGGGCAGCGAAGGACUAGAUGCAGUGAUAUUUCUAGUAAUUUUGCCAGCAUGAGGUGAGUUUCAUUCACACAGAAACCCCUCGCCUUGUUUUACCAGCUAAAUGUCGUAGCCACAGUGGCACGUGAAUAAACUGAAGAACAAGUUCCUUGUCGACACGUUCGUGUUUCUUGUUGCCUGUAUGUAAAUAAAAAUUCCAAUAAAUGAGUGUGUCAUAUCAAAAAGACUGUGUAUGGCCUUUUAUUGAAUAAAGUGCAUGCUGUGUACACUAGAAAUGGAGAAAGUGAACACUCCCGGGCUGAGUUUAGUAGCAAAGCAUAAUUACCCCAGAAGGUGGACGGGAAUACGGCGCCGCGUUAACUAAAUUGGUGAGAGUAUCGCACGUGUUACGUUGAAGGCGUGGCUUCGUAUGCCACCUGCGGCCAGUCUUUUUUUUUUCAUCAACUGUCAUUUCCAUUAAUGUAUGAUAUCUUUAUUUGAAGUAGUAAGUGCAAGUGAUUUACCCCAUGUUGUCCUUGUGCCUUUGUUUGUUGGCUUCUUAUGAUAUGGUUAAUGGAAGUCGGGCCCCUUGCUUCCCUUUACUCUCGUUCAUUGCAUUCCGAGGGUUUCGAAAC